AUGGAUAAUGGUUGGGCUUUAUUUAGUGCUGCUACGAACGGUCGUCUUGAUGUCACCAAAUAUCUGAUCAGUCAAGGAUCUGUAGUGGAUAGGGGAAUGGAUGAUGGUUGGACUGCAUUGCACAUUGCUGCUAAGAAUGGUCAUAUUAAUGUCAUCGAAUAUCUGAUCAGUCAAGGAGCUGACGUGAAUAGGGGAAUGGAUGAUGGUUUCACUUCAUUACACAAUGCUGCUAAGAACGGUCAUCUUGAUGUCACCGAAUAUCUGAUCAGUCGAGGAGCUGAGGUGGAUAGGGAAACGAAUGACGGUUGCACUGCAUUACACAGUGCUGCUUCGAAAGGUCUUGAUGUCACCAAGUAUCUAAUCAGUCAAGGAGCUGAGGUGAACAAGCGAGAUAAUAAGGGUUGGACUCCAUUACACAUUUCUGCUAAGAAUGGUCACCUUGAUGUCACCGAAUAUCUGAUCAGUGAAGGAGCUGAAGUAAAUAGGGGAAUGGAUGAUGGUUUGACUGCAUUACACAGUGCUUCUAAGAACGGUCAUCUUGAUGUCACCAAAUAUCUGAUCAGUCGAGGAGCUGAGGUAAACAAGGGAGAUAAUAACGGUAGUACUGCGUUACACAUUGCUGCUAAGAAUGGUCAUCUUGAUGUUACCAAAUAUCUGAUCAGUCAAGAAGCUGAAGUGGACAGGGGAACGAAUGAAGGUUGCACUGCAUUACACAGUGCUGCUUCGAAAGGUCUUGAUGUCACUGAAUAUCUGAUCAGUCAAGGAGCUGAGGUGAAUAAGGGAGAUCAUAAGGGUCUUGAUAUCACGAAAUAUCUCAUUAGUAAAGGGGCUGAAGUGAAUAAGGAAGACAAUAGGGGUUUGACUGCCUUACACAGUGCUGCCCAGCAGGGUUAUCUUGAUGUCACGGAAUAUCUGAUCAGCCAAGGAGCUGAGGUGACGAAAAAGGAUAAGGCUGGUAAGACACCUUUACAUCAUGCCGUCCAGAAUGGUUACCUUGAGGUUGUCAAAGCACUGUUGGAGGGAGGAGCACGAUUUGAUAUAGGAGACAUUCACAGACAGACACCUCUACAACUGUCUGUUAUCCGUGGGUACCAAAGCAUCGCUGAUCUAUUCAUCGAUCAUUUGAAUUCCAAGAAUGGUCACCUUGAUGUCACCGAAUAUCUGAUCAGUGAAGGAGCUGAAGUAAAUAGGGGAAUGGAUGAUGGUUUGACUGCAUUACACAGUGCUUCUAAGAACGGUCAUCUUGAUGUCACCAAAUAUCUGAUCAGUCGAGGAGCUGAGGUAAACAAGGGAGAUAAUAACGGUAGUACUGCGUUACACAUUGCUGCUAAGAAUGGUCAUCUUGAUGUUACCAAAUAUCUGAUCAGUCAAGAAGCUGAAGUGGACAGGGGAACGAAUGAAGGUUGCACUGCAUUACACAGUGCUGCUUCGAAAGGUCUUGAUGUCACUGAAUAUCUGAUCAGUCAAGGAGCUGAGGUGAAUAAGGGAGAUCAUAAGGGUCUUGAUAUCACGAAAUAUCUCAUUAGUAAAGGGGCUGAAGUGAAUAAGGAAGACAAUAGGGGUUUGACUGCCUUACACAGUGCUGCCCAGCAGGGUUAUCUUGAUGUCACGGAAUAUCUGAUCAGCCAAGGAGCUGAGGUGACGAAAAAGGAUAAGGCUGGUAAGACACCUUUACAUCAUGCCGUCCAGAAUGGUUACCUUGAGGUUGUCAAAGCACUGUUGGAGGGAGGAGCACGAUUUGAUAUAGGAGACAUUCACAGACAGACACCUCUACAACUGUCUGUUAUCCGUGGGUACCAAAGCAUCGCUGAUCUAUUCAUCGAUCAUUUGAAUUCCAAGCUCGACGAUACCGAUUUCCCGUAUAUCUAUCUUGCUACGCAACACGGCCAUACCUCUACCAUUGAGAAAUUAGUAGCUAAGGGAGCUAAUCUUAAUGUCCGGUCAACUGAUGGCCAGACGUGUCUCCAUGAAGCCAUUAAACUCUGCUAUGAGAGCAGGAAAAUUGUGCAAGAAACUGAUAAACUUAGAAAGAUCUCUGAUGUGUAUUACAAGGGCGAACUAUCCACCGAGAGGGCCUUAGUGUUUUAUCUCCUAGAUAAUGGAGCCAAGUUAGAUGUGCAGGAUGAGACAGGCAACCUACCAAUCCAAUAUGCCAAGGACGAAGUGGUCAAACAGAUGAUUUUUUCCAGGAAUGCCAGUCCGGACAUCAACCUAGAGGACCAUGGUGUAUCACUAGAUAUUCCUCCGGAGGUUGAUCAUCAGAAUGACUCGUACAAGAUCACCAUAACCCCCUUGAGAGACCCUCCCAGUGUUGACAUCCAAGAUGAUGAAUCAAUGGCCUGCUUUGGAAUCAGAUGUGACCCUCCUGCCAUGAUCUUCCACCAACCUGUUAAGAUCAGAAUACCACACUCUUCCUUGGUCGGGAACCCUGAUCUAGUGACGCCACACAUCGUUUCCCGUGCAUGGGAUUCAGUCAAGGAUCUACCAGUAACAUCAAGAAAGAUAUCAUCCAACUCACCAGAUGAACCACCAUACUGCAGAGUGUACAAGAGACACCUUGAGCUAUACAUUGGUCACUGUGCUGAGUGGUGGGUUCUUCUUCCUUUUGAACAACGGGUGAUCCGACACCAACUUAUGUGCACCCCCUACAUCCCAGACAGUAUACAGAGAGAGCAACGAUUUGAGAUUCACCUUCAGAUGCACGCGGAUCUACCUGGGAUGGAAAAGAAUAUAGAAGAAGAGAAGAAGCAACAGUCUUACCGUAAGAACCAUCGCUCUGUUCCCUUCAGUGUUGAAUCUAAGUCUGGUGAUGUGACGGUGACGUGUCAUCGUGAAGGCGUCCAAGUUGAAAGCACGGUGAUCAACAUUUGCAAGCAUUGA
Messenger RNA from Strongylocentrotus purpuratus (purple sea urchin), 2880 nucleotides. RefSeq names its product ankyrin-1-like. The record is from RefSeq and is a predicted model, not a curated record. Bases 1 to 2880 code for a protein of 959 amino acids. Gene Ontology annotation, molecular function: protein binding. Lineage: Eukaryota; Metazoa; Echinodermata; Echinoidea; Camarodonta; Strongylocentrotidae. The transcript has 9 exons.